GGACUGAAGAGCUCUUCAAACUGGCGACUAACAUCCUUGCUCACAAUGCCUCCCGAGAGUCCUUACUGCACAAAGUAUUCGCCCGAUUCAAACUGCAGGUCAAUCAGGACGGACACAUCCCUGUGAAAAACAUCAUCAAACUCUUCUCUGCUGAUAAGAAACGUGCUGAGAACGCUCUCGAUUCAUGUGGCCUCAACUUCAGUCGGCACGAGUCCAUCAGGCCAGAGGAUUUCACUCCCGAGAUUUUCCACUUCUUCCUGAGCAAGAUGUGUCUGAGGCCAGACAUUGACAAGAUCUUCGCUGAGCUGGGAGCCAAGGGAAAGCCCUACCUCACCCUCGAUCAGAUGGUGGACUUUAUCAACCUGAGACAGAGGGACCCCCGUCUCAAUGAGGUGCUCUACCCUCCCCUCAAAGCCCAGCAGGUGCAGCAGCUCAUCGUCAAGUACGAACCCAACAAGAACUUCGCCAACAAAGGCCAGAUCUCGCUGGACGGGUUCUCCCGCUACCUGAGUGGGGCUGAGAACAGCAUUGUCCCCCCCGAGAAGCUGGACGUGAGUGAUGACAUGACGCAGCCCAUCAGCCACUACUUCAUCAAUUCUUCACACAACACCUACCUCACCGCUGGACAGUUGGCCGGGAACUCCUCGGUGGAGAUGUACCGCCAAGUACUUCUGACCGGCUGCCGCUGUGUGGAGUUAGACUGCUGGAAGGGCAGACUCCCCGACGAGGAACCCUUCAUCACUCACGGGUUCACCAUGACAACCGAAAUCCCUUUCAAGGUAAACCCCCUGACGGAGGUGGCUGAUGGUGGGCACAGUCUGGCCAAUGGAGAAUACCGGGUGCCCAAGGAGCUGAAUGAGAUGAUGAGGAUCCCGAGGAAGUCCAUCGAUCGGGAUGUAGAGAGUGAUUUUGACGAGGAGGAGGAACAGGAUUUAAAAAAACAGUCCAGUUCGACAGAUGAGGGUACCGCCGGGAGUGAGGUGAAUGCCACAGAGGAAAUGUCGAAUCUGGUGAACUACGUGGAACCCGUGAAAUUCAAAACCUUCGAGGUAGCUUUCAAGAGGAACAAAUACUUUGAGAUGUCGUCCAUGGUGGAAACCAAGGGCCUAGAACAGCUGACCAAGUCCCCAGUCGAGUUUGUGGAAUACAACAAGAAGCAGCUCAGUCGGAUUUACCCCAAGGGCACGCGGGUUGACUCCUCCAACUACAUGCCCCAAGUCUUCUGGAACACGGGCUGCCAGAUGGUGGCUCUGAACUUCCAGACCCUCGAUCUUGCCAUGCAGCUGAACAUGGGUAUGUUUGAGUACAAUGGCCGGAGUGGGUACAUUUUGAAGCCCGAGUUCAUGAGGAGGAUGGACAAACAUUUCGACCCCUUCACGGAGAAUAUAGUGGAUGGUAUUGUCGCUAACACUGUCUCAAUCAAGAUAAUCUCAGGGCAGUUCCUAUCGGAUAAGAAAGUUGGGAUGUAUGUUGAGGUCGACAUGUUUGGCCUCCCAGUCGACACAAAAAGGAAAUUUCGCACAAAGACCCUGGUGAACUCACUGAACCCUGUGUGGGACGAUGAGCUGUUCGUAUUCAGAAAGGUUGUUCUGCCCACUCUGGCCUUGUUACGAAUUGCUGUGUUUGAGGAAGGUGGCAAGUUGGUGGGUCAUCGGGUUCUCCCCGUGUCUGCUAUCCGACCCGGUUACCACUAUAUCUGCCUGAGGAAUGAGCUGAAUCAGCCCCUUCUGCUGCCUGCUCUCUUUGUCCAUACGGAAGUGAAGGACUAUGUUCCUGAUACCCAUGCAGACUAUAUUGAAGCUCUGUAUAAUCCCAUCAAACAUGUGUGUCUCAUGGAGCAGCGAUCGAAGCAGCUGGUCUCUCUGACAGGGGACGAUGAGGCUCUACGUUUGGUGCGUCCGGAAUCUCCUAAGCCUUCGGAAGACACCAGGAAGAAGUCGGACAACUGCUCCACCACCCCAUUGGCACCCAGACCCUCCCUGACCCCCUCCAUCGGUGAAUCCAAUGCAGGAAACUCCCGCGCUCUGGAUGAUUUAAUCCCUCGUAUUUUAUCAGAGGUCACAGCGCAGCCAGUAGAGGAGCUGAAACAGCAGAAAGCCUAUGUGAAGCUGCAGAGGAAACAGCACAAGGAGCUGAGAGAUUUGAAGAGGAGACAUCUGAAGAAGAUCUCGGCCCUGAGCAAGGAGCUGGAGAGCAAACUGGCUGAGUUUCAGAGCGACAAUCACCGUCAUAAAUCACUGCUCACCAGGGCCAUCAGAACAGGCAGCAAGAGGAUCUUGUCCCAGGGCGUGGAUCCUACAGCCAGACAGCUGGUGCUGCUGGAGAAAGAGGCGUCCCAGAAACAGGCGGAACUGAGAGAGUGGCAAAUGAGACAGCUCCUGGAAAUGAGGGAGGCUCAGCACCAGAUCGAGAAGGUCAAGAAACAGGACCACCUCCAGCAGUUGCAGGUGAAGUUGAAGGAGGUGACACUGGAGGGUCAGGCCAGUCAGUUGAAGAAACUGCGAGAGCAGUGCGACAGAGAGAAGAAAGAGCUGAAGAAAUGUCUGGACCGGAAACGACAGGACCAGAUCAGCGAGGUUAAGUUAAAGGAUAAGAGAGCUGAACUGACUGAGAUUAAUCGACGCCACAUCAGUAAAGUUGUCAGUUUGAUCAAGCGGCUGGAGAAUGGACAGUUGAAACGUCAGGAGCGUCUGGUCCUGAAACAUCGUGAAAUCAUCAAGCAGAUCGAUGACCAGGAACCCAAGUGUCAGAAGCUUCUGGAACAGGAGUGUGAGAGUGAGCUGGGCCGCCUGCAUGAGGAGAUUCGGACCUUCCUCCGAUGGGAGGAGGAGAGCUGCCGAGGGCCGAGGGAGGAGCAGGACAAUGAGGAGCAGGACAUUGCCCAAGACCCCGACUCGGGCUCCUCCUGUGGGACCCACCAGCCAGGCCCAUCUCCUCUCCGAGAGGCGGGGGGCACAAGCUGCAGCAGCGAGGGAGGGGGGAGCAGCCUCUCACUGACCACCCACAUCUCCACUGGCCAUGGGCUCCAGGACAGGGAGGAGGAUCUCACCACCAUCUUGUGAGGGCGUUUCCCCACCCCCCCCCCGACUCUCUAUCUCUGUCUGUCUCUCUCUCUGUCUCUCUCUCUGUCUCUCUCUCUGUCUCUCUCUCUGUCUCUCUCUCUGUCUCUCUCUGUCUCUCUCUGACCCUCUCU
Messenger RNA from Carcharodon carcharias (great white shark), 3193 nucleotides. RefSeq names its product 1-phosphatidylinositol 4,5-bisphosphate phosphodiesterase beta-1-like. The transcript has 26 exons. The coding region runs from base 267 to 3062 and encodes 931 amino acids. Gene Ontology annotation, biological process: lipid catabolic process; phosphatidylinositol-mediated signaling. Gene Ontology annotation, molecular function: calmodulin binding; calcium ion binding; phosphatidylinositol-4,5-bisphosphate phospholipase C activity. Lineage: Eukaryota; Metazoa; Chordata; Chondrichthyes; Lamniformes; Lamnidae. The record is from RefSeq and is a predicted model, not a curated record.